UAUAGGCAUUUUAGGUGCAACUUGUUGAUGUAAGUUCUAAUGUGGUAGUUGUCGGUAUUUCCAAGGCGUGCAUCGUGUGGGGUUGCAACUAGGGGGUCAUGAGGUUUUUCAUGUGUCAUGUGUGAUAUACAUUUACCAGGUUAACGUCAUUAUAGCAUUAACAAUGAGAAAGGAAAUAUUUUUUAAACUUCUGCAAAGGCAUACUUACACAUGCCUCUCUCAUCAAUAUGGAAUCUAUUUUGCAUUUGCUGGAAUUGUUCUUGUUUUGUAUUCUAUGUUUCAAUUCGGCGAGGAGAUGCUGGAAUGGAGCCAAACUCAAUAUGAUUCAGUUUUCAGUCUUUAUCAUGACAACAUAGCAGGAAGAUCAUAUCAAGCUAUGCUGGCUGCCCCAAUACCAAUAGACGUUGUAUACACAUGGGUCAAUGGAUCUGACCCAAUUCUACUCAGUCAGCUGAGUGCUUUAAAAGCAAGUUUAAACUCUGGGACUAUGACCCUCAAUACUACCUCACUUCCCGAUCCAAAAUUUUCUCAAUGUUUACAUAAAGAUUGUUUUUUAUUGCCUUGUCUGAUUACAAACCCCAUGCUGGGGGAACAACUAACUGUUUCUGAGGCGAAGGAAAAAUGGGUAGGUCUGUCAGAUCUCAAAUGGAUUGGAAAUGUAGAAGUAACAAAAGGAUUUAUCUCAGAAACAAAAGCAACAAAUGUUACAAUUCUCAGGUUCGAAGACAAAGAGAAAGUAAAAUCAGCAUUGACCUCAUUAACAGAAUUACAAAAUAGAACUUUCCAACCUUUAUAUAUAACAACAGCAUCUGAUGCUUCAAGUUCUUCUCAACUUCGUAAUGCUUUAGUAUUAAAAGGGAUUCCUGAUAAAAUGAACUCUGAUGAAUUGAAGGAAAAAUUUCCAGAAUAUUUAAAGCAAAUAUCAGAAUGGAUAUAUAUAGCAGGAGCAGAACAUCUUGCAUUAGUUUGGACAAAUGAUGCAAAGAAGACUGCUACCAUUCUGGAUCCUAAAAGUAACACAACACUUCCAUUUUUUGGGAUUGGUGAAUCUACCGUAAAAAUUUCAGCAGCUUAUAUGCUAGUGCAUGUUGAGGAAGCACCAACUCAAGAUGAUAUGGCUCGUAGUCGCUUCGAAGACAAUGAAGAAUUGAGGUAUUCAUUGAGAUCUAUUGAAAAAUUUGCUCCAUGGAUUCGAAAAGUUUUUAUUGUCACAAAUGGACAAAUUCCUUAUUGGUUGAACAUGGAUAAUCCAAGGAUAAUAAUAGUAACCCACGAGGAUAUAUUUGUCAACAAAACUCAUCUUCCAACGUUUAGUUCCCCCGCAAUUGAAUCUCAUAUUCAUCGUAUUCCUGGACUUGCAAAAAAAUUCAUAUAUAUGAAUGACGAUGUUAUGUUUGGAAGACCGGUAUGGCCAGAUGAUUUUUAUACUCACUCCUUUGGACAAAAAGUCUAUCUAACAUGGCCAGUUCCAAACUGUGCAGAUGGUUGUGCUCCGACCUGGAUAAAGGAUGGUUUCUGUGACUCGGCAUGCAAUGUUUCAGAUUGCAGCUAUGAUGGUGGAGAUUGCAUCGGUAACAAUGUUAGAGCUGGUGUUGGGAUGUCUCAUGGAGGAUAUAGUUUCAGUACAUCAUCUUACUGUUAUCCAGGAUGUGCAGAUACAUGGCUUGCUGAUAAAUUUUGUGAUCAGUCAUGCAACAAACUGGAAUGUGGAUUUGAUGCAGCAGAUUGUGGGAAAAGUAAUUUUGAUAAAAUCUACAAAAUUAAGUUUCGAAUGGAGAAUGGCACAAUAUACAAAGUACCGCACGGUGCAAAAAGUGCAUACAUCGACUUUUCAAAGCACUUUGGAAAAAUUACAAAAGCGGAAUACGAUAAAGACAAGUCAAUUCGUACUGCUGCUGUGUCGAACAAAUUUAACGUCACUACUUUAAUAUAUAAAUCAGACGGAAAUGAAUCCAAUAUCAGAUUCAUUUUGACUGGUGAAUCAUUGCAUCCAAAAAAUUCUAAAGGAGAUGAGAACUCAAAUAAAACUAUAAUAACUGUGUUCUUCAACGUCACUGCAUUUCCUUCGAAAAACGUAACUUUUAAUUUAUCGAGUAUACAUGAAGAAGAUCCCGAUGACGUUUUAGAAAAAGUGGACGACAUUGUUGUUAACAAAACUAACUCUGUAAUAAAAGAUGAUUUUUCCGAUAUAAUCACUUUUCCGGAAGAUAAAAAGAAGCCUCGUGUAUUUCAUCACGAAAAAAUGAUCCCAAAAUCAGUAGAUUUACCGGAAUUUAUUGACACUAAAGUCUUGCCUGAAAAUGUUGCAAAUCAGUAUCAAAAACUGGAAGAAGCUUUUCAAAGCAAUUACAUCACUGAAAAAGGAUACAGAAAACAAAAAUCUGUCUUGUUGUCACCAUUUCUUGAUGUUUUAAAACAAGCAGCACUCGAUAUGAACGAGAAAAUAUCACAAGAUUCUAUUCUUAAAGAAAUGAAUGCAGCAAAAUUAGGUUUACAAAGAAGCAAAAAUAUGGGAGUUGCUUUAGAUUUUGAAGAAAGUGAAGAAAAGAAUAAAGUUACUGAUAGUCAACAGAAUAAGCUUCUUCCGAAAGAGAAUACAAAUUCUGAAAUUCCAGAUAGUCAUGCUAACGAGAAAAAAGAAUUGGAUUCGAAAGAUAGUGAUAAAUUAGUAGAUAAUAGAGAAAACCAAACGAAUGAUUUUUCUGAAGCUGGUCAUCAACAUAAUAAAGGCGACACUGGUCAAGAAGAAAAACUUGAUCCUGUAGAGGCACAUCAUGAAUCUUUAAGGAAGCCACCGAAUCAUGAAGCUCUCAAUGAAUCCAUGUUGAAGAAUCCGUUUUAUAGAAUCAUCAAGAAUUCUCCGGACUUGAAGAAGUCUAGGAACAAUUCCACUUUCAAUGAAUCAGAACAUGCAUUUGCUGGAAGAAAGCUCCUGUGGUAUGAAGAACAACAAUUAUUACUGAAUGAAACUCUGGAGAGAGUUUUGCAUCACCAACCAAAGAAAACAGGAUUUUUACCCUGGGAAAAGGAGAGAAUAUUUGACCUUGAUAUGAAGAAGGUGGAGGAGAGAGAGAGAAAAAGAAGAUUGAUGAAUGAAUUCAAAAUUGACGAUUCUUUAAGAAUUGGUAGGAGAAAACCCUUAGAUGCAUUUGCGGAUUCCUUAAGAUACGUCAGUAAUAUUUACAACAGAGAUUUUGGUUUUACUCAACGUAAAGUACCAGCACAUAUGCCUCACUUUGUUGACAGAGACAUCAUGUUCGAAUUACAAGAAAAAUAUACAAAGGAAUAUGAUAUCACUUCCUCACAUAAACUUCGACAUUCUGAAGAUAUGCAAUUUGCUUUUUCAUACAAUUACUACUUGAUGAGUGUGAAAGAGCCACUUAACUUCACCAAGGUUUUCCUUUCUCUCGACACUGAUGGUUCCAAAGUAUUGUCUGAUAGGGAGAUAAGAACACUAGCAACAAGAACACAUAAUCUACCUUUAACAUUGCAAGAAUUAACAAACUUAGAAAAGAAUAUUAUAUCAUGUGCUUGGAAGCUGUAUGGACCACAGAGAAUAAAGGAAGGGAAUCAAACCGAUGACAAAGAUAUAGAAGAAGACAAACCCAAGUUAUCAGAGAUGAACCAACCUACGGAAUCGUUGGAGCCGUGGGCAGUUACAGAGCAUUAUUAUGAUAAAGAAAUGCCUUUUGUUACUGAACAUCUUGUUCUAAAUUGCCCAUUUUUGAUGCAAAUGAUCAACAGUUCUUAUGGAGCAAAACCAAAAUAUAAACACCAGGUUAUGGAUGAAGAUGAAAUCACAUUUAAAAUGAUUCGUAGCAAUGUAUCGACUGUUGUAGGACAACUCGAUGAUAUCAGGAAAAAUCCUAAAAAAUUUAUUUGUCUCAAUGAUAAUAUUAAUCAUCAUAAUACUAAAGAUGCUGAAAUGGUCAAAGCUGUUUUGCGAGACUUCUAUGAGACAUUUUUUCCCACAGAAUCACAGUUUGAGUUACCACCAGAUUAUAGAAAUAGAUUUUUAGAUAUUUAUGCACUUAGAGCAUGGAAAGAGAGAAGAGAUUAUAUUUCUUCGUGGUUACGUUUAAUAUUACUUAUAAUUUUAUUUUUCACUGUUAUAUCAAUAUUAUGGGACAGAGUUUCAGGUUCCUGGCGUCUCAAUAAGAAUCGAUUUUUACGAAAAAUUUCUAAUUUUAGUAUAUUUUCUUUUUCAAAUUCAUUAUCUGAUUCAAACCAGAGUUAUGAACGAAAACGUAGGAUGAGUAAUGUGUAACAUGUGCCAUGAUUUUAAAUUUAUAUUUGAAUUAAAUAUUUAUAACCAAUGGUACAGCAUAAAUAUUGCAAAAACCUGUAUUGAGAGUACUGCAAAGCCUUUUUUGUGAUGGUCGGGCAUGCCUUUUUGGGUUCAACAUCCUCGUUUCACCCAGGGUGUGCUGGAGAGAUGACAGUUAUUCGAAAAAUUGUAGCUACUUAUGCAAAAAACGUAGAUCUCUCAUUUGAGGAAAAUAAGAAAUAAAGACUGCUUAGUAUCAUGGGGAACCGCUAUGGAACUAGUCCUAUAGUGAAAAUAUUUACCAGUUUGAUUCCAGAUACUUUUUUAUUCUAUCUCCCCUUAUUGCAGUUAACAACUGUAUUGUUUACAAGUAUGAUAUGUUGGAAUGCAUGCCCCCUUUCGAUAACUUUAAAAAAUCAAGUUGACUUUGUGCAUCAAAGUUCUUGGAAGAAAUCGAAUGUCCUAUGAAAUAUUUCCUUCAAUUUACAGUCCUAGUUUUACAAACACCAAGCUUUGUUUCAUAUAUUUCUAGAAUUGCAUUUCUUUUACAUUGUUGCCGGUAUGAUGUUCUCUCUAUAUUUUUUUGAAACGGUAGCUUCAUGAAAAACCACAUUCAUUUGUUAUAACUCUGUGCCAAAAUAUUAAUCUAACCGGAAUUGAUAUUAUAAUUUUUGUACCAGCCUCAAAUUUCACAUUGAAGCAAGAAGUUUAUGCUACUCCAUUAAAUUAGGACCUGAUUCUGUAAUUUAGUAACUUAAACCUUUGCCAAACAUAAUAGUACUCUGAACUGGUAUCAAAACGGUCUGUAGAAACAUAAGUAUGUUUAUAAUAGUUUCAUGGCCUGCAACUUCAAAACUGGGACCUGCUCUUCUGUGAAAAGCUGGGUGUGCCAAAUUUUAUUAAGUUAAGAUGAAUGCUUUGCAUAUUCACUACAAGUUGAAUUCUUUUUGAAAAAUCACUGUAUCCUACCUUGCUGAAUUGUACGAAUAUUCUACUGUGUUGUAUUACUGGUGCAUUUCAAACUAUAUAUUGGCAUGUGAUACCAGCGUACUGUAUUGCAAAAUUACAUCAUUUUUAAAUUUCGAACAUCUAUAACUCACUUGGGGGUAUUUCCAUUGAUUAAUGUUAUUGUUGGCUUAUUCAAAAUUAAUACUUUAUGUAUUUUAACACAGUAGAAUUAGCUCAUUUAAAAAUCUGUAGGACUUGCAGUAUGUUAUAACUUUUUUUACUGUGUUGUAAUGUAAGGCGCAGCAACCUACGAUAUGCAACAGAGGUAUUUUUUGUUAAUCUGGUGGUACUUCAAUGUCCUUCAUAGGUAAAUUUGGUAACUAAGAAAGCAAUUUCUGUUUAUAACUUGAUUUCAUUAUUUAUUCGAUUCAUCUAUUUUAAACUUUUCAAUUCAAUCACAUUGUGCCAAAUGUUGGCGUGCUGAUACUUCCUAGUGCAAUAAAGCAAACUUUAUUAUUAGCGUACAUAGA
Molecule: messenger RNA, 5745 nt
Organism: Styela clava
Lineage: Eukaryota; Metazoa; Chordata; Ascidiacea; Stolidobranchia; Styelidae
Product: N-acetylglucosamine-1-phosphotransferase subunits alpha/beta-like
Biological process (GO): carbohydrate phosphorylation; N-glycan processing to lysosome
Cellular component (GO): Golgi apparatus
Molecular function (GO): UDP-N-acetylglucosamine-lysosomal-enzyme N-acetylglucosaminephosphotransferase activity
Source: RefSeq, a predicted model, not a curated record